Molecule: messenger RNA, 1092 nt
Organism: Gallus gallus (chicken)
Lineage: Eukaryota; Metazoa; Chordata; Aves; Galliformes; Phasianidae
Gene: CHIR3B8
Product: platelet glycoprotein VI-like
Exons: 8
Source: RefSeq, a predicted model, not a curated record
CAUCAUAUCAUCCUGAAAAAGAAAGAGGAACUGACAGCAGGGCUCUGGCCACUUCCUUUCCCCUCUGCAGUCUCACUGUCCCCAAGCUGCACUUGCCUUACGGCACCAAUGGCGGUGGCCCUCAUUCUCGGUUGGUGGCUGGUGGCAGCGAGCAGGGCACAGCAACUGCCACGACCCUCCCUGUUGCUGCACCCCAGCCAGGGUGUGCCCCUGGGGGACAAUGUCACCCUGCGCUGCCACCUGCCCCGGCUGGCUGCCUGGGUCUGGCUGUACCAGGAAGAAGGUUGGUCAUACAACAAGAGGAAGAAGAAGGAGCAGGACACGGCCGAGUUCUCCUUUGUUAGCACAAAGCGGGAACACGCAGGUCGUUAUCAGUGUCAGUACCGGGUGUCUGAGUCAGCCGAGAUGUCAGUGGAGAGUGACCCCGUGGAGCUGGUGCUGACAGAUGUCAGAUAUCCGCCAUCCAGCAUUUCCCUUCACCCUGAGCAACAUGUGGGAACAGGGACCAAUGUCACCAUCCGCUGCUGGAACAAGGACUAUGGGGCCACCUUCUUCCUGCACAAGGAUGGGAGCUCAGACCCUCUCCAGCGCCAGGACUUCAGUGAGGGGGGCACAGCCACUUUCACCCUCUUUGGGGUGACCCCAGCUGACAGUGGCACCUACAGGUGCUCCUACCGCCCCUGGCGCUUCAUGUCCUCACCUCUUGGGGACAGCGUGAUGCUGGAGGUGACACCCACACCUGCACCCCCAGGUGCUGCAGGCAGUUCUCAUGGGAACCUGGUGGUGGCAGUGGUUGGUGGCUGCACUGCUGCCUUUGUCUUCAUCCUCGUCCUUAUCAUCUUCUUCCUCCUCUCUGCCCGCAGACGUCGGACACAGAGAGAUGAGAGCCCUGGUGCCCCCCCCAAAAAGCCUGAGGCCAUGGAGUUCCAGGUGCCUUCCAGUGACAGCGAGGGUCUGACCUACUUGGAGCUGCAAGCUGUGACCCCCAGCACACAGCCCCCCAGCCCCCCCGCCACCCCACAGCCCUCUGUUAUCUACACCGAGGUGGCCGUUGGGGGGGCGCCACUGAUGCCUCCAUACCCCGCUUUCUGA